AUGGCAACUGAACGUUCACUUGCACGUCUGCUGCGUUCGCUGCAGGCGACCUCAAGCUUUGAAGAUGCUGCUGGUCUCCUUCCCACAGCGACAAGUUUUUUGUCGGUCCUUGGUAAUCCGUUGAACUUGACGCUUCUCGCAUCGCAACUUCUCUCCGCGCCUGCCCUCUGGGACCACCCGGUCGAUUUACAAGCAUGUCGCAAACUCAUGAGCGUUUUUAACACCGCCGCCAUCGCGGUCCUGCACAAUGAUAACAUUGAAGAACCCCGGAUGCCGCAUGGACGGAAUCGGAGCAUUGAACGUGAAGCAUGGGCGAAGGCGGUGGUUCAGGGCGCAGAUGACAAGUCUCCCCGUUGGCGACACAUGAUCCUACUUGGCGGCAUACUCCUGGGAUUUGAGGGACAGAAUCGACAGGGACUCCCGUGGACCAUUCGAACAAAACUUGAAUCUGCACUGGCAACAGCAGCCCAAUUGGCAGUGGAGGGGCUGGAUCCCGAAGCGGGGAUAGAUGGCCAUUGCAUCACCAUGGUGCUGAACUACACGUUUGAGCUAUUAUCAGAUCUGCAAAGGAAAAAAAUCGAUUAUGAUCGAUUAUUGCCUGUUAUGGUAAAAUCCGUUUUCUUUUCUCCGGAAGGACUCGAAGGAGGGUUCUUUUUGGGAGCGAUUGAUGACGACGUUGUUGAAGCUCCAGGGAAGAAAUUCCAAUGGAAAGCCGAUUCAAGGACGUUUGGUUAUUUCUCUGCUAUUUCUGCUCGCCCGCUAGUAUCAGCGUUGGGGCCUUUGUCCCGGUUGAUUUCUCAUGCUGUUGAGAAUGCCCAGAACCCGCAAUUGGUUGCGCAAACGGUCGAUUAUAUGGCCGACUUUGUACGGACCUUGAUGGUGCAGUGGCGACAAAAUAAACUCUCUGAGAUAGAUGUCGCAGAGGAAAAGGACUUCUUAGAUGCUGAUACGUUACAAACCACUAUUCCGGAGCUCUGGAAGGUUCUCCGGAAUUGCUUGUAUUCGGUGGUGAUUGUCCUUCGCGCGGUUCUUGGUAGAACAAUCAACGACCCUGCUCUCGCAGCCCAUGGUAGUGCGCCGUACCUGUCUAUGCAAUCUCUUCAUAUUCUUCGCAAUCUCUACUUUAUCUCCUCUCGCACAGGCCAGAAUGGAUCGUCGCAACAAAGCUUCGUCUUCCUGACCGCUAUCGAUAUACUUUCCCAAUACCCUGACUUGGCCGAAAAUUUCCUACGCAGUAUCAAGCCUGGGGAUAUGGGCCAAAUUCCUGACCACCCAGUGGAACGAUGCUUGGAUCUGUUCUUCUUGAAUGCUGCGGAACAUUUCCCUCUGGUGCUAUCACCCCAGGCUAAUGAGGAUCUUCUCUUAUCCGCUGCAUUCCCGUACCUUGCAGCUGGUGCUAACAGUCUUCUUCUGGAAAUAUUUGAAGCCGCUCACAGCGUGGUGCUCGUUGUAUUCGCUAUAGCCCAUAAUUCGGAGCUGGCUGCCAAGCAUCUUCCAUUCUAUAUUGACAACCUAUUCGCGGUGUUCCCCGAAAACCUCUCCGCUCGGCAGUUCCGUCUUGCAUUCAAGACAGUCAUUCAAGUCACGGCGCCUCCAUCACCCUUGGCCAACAGUCAACCAGUGCUCCCCUCCAUCCUACUUGAAGUACUGCGGGAUCGCGCACUGAAUGGGUCCACGACUCCCAUCACCCCGACAUCCGGGAAUAGUUCGUCUGGUAUGGACACUGAAAUUCCUCUUUCGGCAAAAGCUGUGCUCACUCUGGCACUGAUCGACUCGUUAUCUUUCCUCCGAGUAGAUGACCUGGAGGAUUGGCUUCCUCUAACAGCAGAUUUAAUAAAUACCAUUGAAGACCGAACUAUGCGCCAUACCUGUGUUGAUCGGUUCUGGGAGGCAUUGAGCAUGGGUGAGAUGGAUGUUGACCGAGCCCACUGUUGUGUCAAUUGGUGGAGCACUCAAGGUGGUCGAGAAUUGGUUCUUUAUGGUGCCGAGCCUACCCCAGGAGCUGAAUCCAAGGCGGAGGAAAUUGGACCAUUUAUGAGUGGUGCCGUUGGUCGGGUAGCACCGGAGAGUAAGCUGUGA
This is a messenger RNA of Penicillium odoratum, 2079 nucleotides long. It is a transcript of the gene pex8, whose product is annotated as putative peroxisomal membrane protein Pex17. The record is from RefSeq and is a predicted model, not a curated record. NCBI's taxonomy places the organism in Eukaryota, Fungi, Ascomycota, Eurotiomycetes, Eurotiales, Aspergillaceae. Bases 1 to 2079 code for a protein of 692 amino acids. The transcript is spliced from 4 exons.